GCAAUUCAGGUGAAAAUAUUGUAAAAAAAAAGUUUUAUUUUAGAAGUUUAUUUAAUUAACUGUAAUCUUAUAAAAUAUUUAUUACUACCAGUUGCGGGUCAUUUGGAAGUAAACACCAUUAAAUACUUCGUCUGUUCAUAGUGUUUGGUUUAGAGUUUGUGAGUGGUUUGAAACAAAAUCAAACGAAUAAAAAAUACUCAAUACAAAAUGUUUCGCAAGUGUGUUACUUUGCCAACAUCAACUCUGUUGGCAGCCGUCGCUGUCCAAAAUGCUAGCUCUGGCUCUGAAUCUAACAAACAAGAUUCAGUGAAUGAUUUGGCCCACUAUCAUUGUAAGGCUAACGAACUGCCGUUAUACGCUCCAUUGCAUUCAUACAAUAAGCCACAGAAAAAAAGUCAUGUAGCAGUUAAUUCACCAGCUCGUGAUGCUAUUGAAUCUGGUGUUCGAGCUGUACGCACGGAAGUUCAAGCCGGCUACAAUUUGCUGUCUAAACAAAAGGAAACCAUUGAUGAGUAUGUAAAUCAAGCUAAGGAGCAAACACAAUCUACCAUUGACUACUUGAAUCAGCCACAUAAUCUUAUGCCCCGUACUGGUGCUAUAGCAAUUGGUGGUUUGUCUGGUUUUAUAUUUGCUGCCCGUGGAGGUUUCAUCAAAAAAGUUCUCUACACCACAGUUGGUGCUGGUGCGGUCGCUUCCCUAUGCUAUCCAAGACAAGCUGAACAAUUUGCUAAAGAAGCACUUUUUGAAGCUCGCAAAGGUUAUGCUAUUGCCUACAAUUUCGUAAAAGGUGUUAAACCAGGCGACGAAGUACCAGUUGAACCCAUCACUAAAUUUCCAACAAGUUUGGAAGAUAUAAAAUUCCUAGUUAUUGAUUUAUACGACGAAGCAAAGGAAGCUUUAUUCCCCGAAAAAAAGUAGAUUCGACCUGUCGUUUAAAUUGAAAAAGAUUUAACAAUGUCAUAAAAUAAUUCGACGAAAAUUAUAAAGUAAACAGCGAUAUGACGACAAACAAA
Calliphora vicina (urban bluebottle blowfly) is the source of this 1013-nucleotide messenger RNA. It is a transcript of the gene Mic26-27, whose product is annotated as MICOS subunit 26/27. Lineage: Eukaryota; Metazoa; Arthropoda; Insecta; Diptera; Calliphoridae. Gene Ontology annotation, biological process: cristae formation. Bases 208 to 918 code for a protein of 236 amino acids. Gene Ontology annotation, cellular component: MICOS complex. The record is from RefSeq and is a predicted model, not a curated record. The transcript is spliced from 2 exons.